AUGCCCCAGCCCCCUGAGGGCUUAUCGGUUUCUCCUUCGCUCGCCACCCUCGUCAAGCAGCUCCGCCAAUAUCUGUCCAAUGGAUUCGGCGCAGUGAAUCGUCCAACAAUAACCUUUGCCAGCUACGGCUCAAGCUCGGUGGGCCUCUACGUCGGUCAAGGUCUGCAGAGUCAGGGUGUUGGUGAUGUCGCGCUGGCAUACCUGGAAAGGUCCAUUGCAGGAUCCAACGCUAGCCUUGGAGCGAGUGUGGCCAUGCAAUUCUGCGAGCCGGCCACCGGCAACGGAACUUUCGCUGCUGUACAAGAAGCGCUCACAUCGUCGUCCAAGGCGGAAUGUUUGGCAUUGCCAUCGGUCCAAAACAUCACGGGCAAAGUCCCCCUUGCGACGCCGCUGUACUCUGUUUCCUCCAACUCUAGCAAUAUCAGCGUCAACCUCAACUCCAACUCCACCUAUGCUUCUCCCGACUCGAUAUCCUCUGUCGUCUCUGGUGAUACUUGUACUACGUUGGCGGAAAAAUGUGGUAUCACCCCGGCUCAAUUCACCAACUAUAAUUCCGAGUCAAACGAGUGCUCUUCUCUGAUUGCAGGUGCCCCUGGAACAGCGGCGAAUGGGACCGAUGUCUGUAUCUCGAACUGUGGCACUGAGAUGGUGCUGAAUAGCCCUCCUACCACCUACCGGAGCAUUGCUUACUACAAGGGAUACAACGUGCAGCGUCCGUGUCUGUACCAGAACGUGUCGCAGAUUGACACUUCUAUCUACACCCACAUUUACUUCUCCUUUGGCGCGUUAUCUUCCUCCUAUAUAGUCCAAAUUCCAGACAAGACUACACUAUUCGAGUUCACCCGGUUCACACAGAUCCAAGGCGCUAAACGCAUUCUGUCAAUCGGUGGCUGGGCAUUUUCCACCGACCCGAGCACGUACAUGAUCUUCCGUGAGGGUGUUACGGCCGCCAAUCGUCUGACCAUGGCCACCAACAUCGCCAACUUCAUCAAAGAGUACGAUCUCGAUGGAGCACCGGAUAUUCCAGGCAUUCCUGCUGCGAGUCCUGAUGACGGCGACAACUAUCUUGCUUUCCUUGCUAUCUUACGGAAUCUUCUUGACGACCGGGAAGUUACGAUUGCGGCACCGUCAUCCUAUUGGUACCUGAAGGGCUUCCCUAUCAAGAAGAUGGCUCCGCUCCUGGACUGCAUCAUCUAUAUGACCUACGAUCUUCACGGACAGUGGGAUUCUGACAGCCAAUGGUCUCAGCUUGGCUAUUCGACGGGCAAUUGCUUGCGCUCGGACGUGAACCUGACGGAAACCAUCAGUGCUCUGGUUAUGAUCACCAAAGCCGGGGUCCCCUCCAACCAGGUUGUGGUCGGUGUGACCAGCUACGGGCGCUCCUUCGCCAUGGCCGAAGCCGGCUGCUACGGGCCCGAAUGCACAUUCUUGGGCUCAGCCGACGGCUCGCAAGCCAAACCGGGCCCGUGUACGCAAAGUCCCGGGUACAUCCCCAAUGCCGAAAUCGAGGCCAUCCUCGCCGACCCGAGCCGGGUCACUGAGAGUUAUAUCGACACGGCAGGUAACUCCAAUAUCCUGGUGUACGACGACACGCAAUUGGUCGGCUGGAUGAGUGACGGCAUCAAGGCGUCCCGAAGAUCCCUCUAUAAGGGCCUCGCCAUGGGGGGAACCACCGAUUGGGCGACCGACCUGCAAAAGGACAAUCCUCCCCCUUACCCAGCCAAGAGCUGGGCCGGAGUCAUCGACGACGUCGUCCUGGACAAACGCUGGUCGGAGCUGGACGCCUCGGAUGCGUGGUCCGACACUAUUAGCAUCUGGGAGAAUAUCGACGAGCAAAAGCUGACUGGUUCGGAUGACGAGAGGAAAUUCUCCUACUCCCUUAUGAAUACUUUCCAUGUCGGCGAAUCCACCAAUUGUGGCCUGGUCGCCCCAGGAGGCUCUUGUUCCGACACCUACCCGUGUUCCAUGUACUCCCAGUUCUUCGAUGCCAUCAGCGUAGCUGCUGGAACGUACAUCGACAACCAGCUCCAGGACUUUGAAAGCACCUUCGCACCGGUGCCUCCAGCUCCCAGUCUUGGUCUCACUGCGGUGGCUGCACCGUACUUCGACGGAGUGUUUGAAAGUCUACCGGCGCUCAGCUCAGUUCUGGGCGACGCUGGCGCCGACACCGCCAAAGACAUCAGCAAUGCCGCGGUCGCGUUUGGGGCUGCAAUUGCGUCCGCCGUCAUACCGGAAGGUGAACCAGGUCAUUGGACCGCACAAUCGCAGGACAGUUUCACCGCCACGCUGGGCUCGGUGAUCUCUGGGUGGGCGAACGUGACGCAGAACCAACUCUGGGAUCUGUUCAACGGAUCCGAGACGUCGAUCACGCUUCUGACGCAGAUGAUCGCCAAUGGAAAUCUCAUCGAGGGCAGCGGCGCUGUCCCCUCAGUCAGUCCCAGCACGACCCCGGAAACCACCACGCAGAUCGAGAGCUCCAUCAACAAGGCAUUCUUCGGCUUCGCGAUCCCGUCGGUGUGGGCCGUCUCCGGCGCCGACGCCUUUGUCGUGGACUCGGGCUAUAACUGCAGCGCGCAGAACCCACUGUCCGGCUACAUGACGGCGGCCACCCAAGAGGCGACCUACUCGUGCUACAACGACAAGCUCUACUACCUGUGCGGCGAGGACGCGACCUACUUCACAGCGCCCCGGGGCCUGAGCAGCCUCGGCGGGGACGCCUGGGGUGGCAUCACCCUGGACGACCUCAUCAAGGGCUCCGUCCGCACCUACGUCGCCAACGGCAACGCCAACGGCGGGCCCGUCGCGAACCCGCUGGACCAGGACACGCUGCAGGACCUCUCCAACCAGGACAUCACCACCCCCGGCUACAUCCGCCUCCCCGUGUGCAGUCCGCAGGUCGCCUGGGCCUCGUGGUCCAACCCGUCGCCGUCCAACGCCAGCGCCCCGAACUACCCCUGCAACCCGCUGCAGGGCGUGACCAAGUGCAGCGGCUACACCUACGUGGACCAGACCACCUCCGCCUCCCCGCUGGUGUCCGACUGCAAAACCAUCAUCCAGAACAUCCAGGGCACCAACGGCCAAUGGACGACCGGGAUUGACCGUCAACGCGCAAUUGCCACGUACGGCUCGUGCAAGUUCGGCGUCCAGAACGUUGGUGUCACGGGCGACGUCACCUACUACACGGGAAGUCAGGAUAUCGUGACCAUCAUCACCGAGGCCAUCACCGAGUGCGAGUGGGAGGGCCGUGUCGGGGCGAAAGGCUAUAUGGAGUGCGACGGGGACGCAGGCCACCAGAAGGUCAAGUGGGGGCUGUAUUAG
This is a messenger RNA of Aspergillus fijiensis CBS 313.89, 3318 nucleotides long. Its product is annotated as glycoside hydrolase. Gene Ontology annotation, molecular function: chitin binding. Bases 1 to 3318 code for a protein of 1105 amino acids. Gene Ontology annotation, biological process: carbohydrate metabolic process. The record is from RefSeq and is a predicted model, not a curated record. The transcript has 12 exons. NCBI's taxonomy places the organism in Eukaryota, Fungi, Ascomycota, Eurotiomycetes, Eurotiales, Aspergillaceae.